Molecule: messenger RNA, 1731 nt
Organism: Fraxinus pennsylvanica
Lineage: Eukaryota; Viridiplantae; Streptophyta; Magnoliopsida; Lamiales; Oleaceae
Source: the annotation of a GenBank genome assembly
AUGGCGGACCCUAAUCAAGAGAGGUCAGGAUCACCGACGGUUGACGGGAACACUUUGGUGGCCAUGUGCUUGGCGCGUGCCGGCGUGGACAGGAUGUUUGGGGUUGUGGGCAUCCCGGUUACAUCACUCGCUAAUCGCGCCGUGGCUUUAGGGGUCCGGUUUAUUGCAUUUCACAAUGAGCAGUCGGCGGGUUAUGCCGCCUCCGCCUAUGGGUAUCUCACCGGCCGCCCUGGGUUGCUCCUCACUGUCUCGGGCCCUGGUUGUGUCCACGGCCUAGCAGGACUUUCCAACGCAGCCGCUAAUGCCUGGCCUAUGGUCUUGAUUUCCGGAUCCUCCGAUCAGAGUUUCACGGGUCGUGGCGACUUCCAGGAGCUCGAUCAAAUGGCGGCAGUAAAACCCUUCUCGAAAUUCUCAGCCAAAGCUACAGAUAUCAGUCGAAUUCCCGCCUCUGUUUUCAGCGUCAUUGAUUGGGCCGUUGCUGGCAGGCCCGGUGGGACUUAUUUGGACCUCCCGACCGAUGUUCUUCACCAAACAGUUUCGGAAUCUGAGGCCGACAGAUUAAUUAUCCAAGCUGAGAACGAAAGAAACAAAGAACUGAUUGAAAAGCCAAGAAUUAAUUAUUCAGAAAUCCAAACGGCAGUUGAGUUGUUAAGGAAAGCUCAGAGGCCUUUAAUUGUGUUUGGAAAGGGGGCGGCUUUUGCUAAAGCUGAAAAUGCAUUGAGGAAACUGGUGGAGACAACUGGAAUUCCAUUUUUGCCUACUCCUAUGGGAAAGGGGUUACUGUCCGACACGCACGAGCUAGCAGCCACAGCUGCCAGGUCACUAGCUAUCGGAAAAUGUGAUGUGGCAUUGGUGGUUGGUGCUCGGCUUAACUGGUUGUUGCAUUUUGGGGAGCCGCCCAAGUGGUCAAAGGAUGUGAAGUUCAUACUCAUUGAAGUAUGUAAAGAAGAAAUUGAGUUGAGAAAGCCAUCUUUGGGGAUAGUGGGGGAUGCAAAAGAUGUAGUGGAGAAGUUACAUCAGGAGAUUAAGGAUGAUCCUUUUUGUUUGGGGAAGACUCACCCUUGGAUUGAGGCGAUAACGAAUAAAGUAAAGGAGAAUGUGGCAAAAAUGGAGGUGCAGCUUGCAAAGGAGGUAGUGCCCUUCAAUUUUCUGACGCCAAUGAAGAUUAUUAGGGAUGCCAUUUUAGAGAUGGGCAGUCCUGCUCCCAUAUUAGUUUCUGAAGGAGCUAACACGAUGGAUGUUGGCCGCUCUGUACUAGUUCAGACGGAGCCCAGGACUAGGUUGGACGCUGGGACUUGGGGGACAAUGGGAGUUGGUCUUGGAUAUUGCAUUGCUGCGGCAGUGGCAUCACCUGAUCGGCUAGUUGUGGCUGUUGAAGGUGACUCGGGAUUUGGGUUCAGUGCGAUGGAAGUCGAGACGUUGGUUCGAUAUCAGUUGCCUGUGGUGGUUAUAGUCUUCAACAAUGGUGGAGUUUAUGGAGGUGACCGGAGGAACUCCGAUGAAAUAACCGGUCCUUACAAGGAUGACCCGGCGCCUACUUCUUUUGUCCCUGGUGCAGCAUAUCAUGUUCUUGUUGAAGCUUUUGGAGGAAAGGGUUAUCUUGCUGGGACUCCAGCUGAACUGAAAUCAGCACUUGCCGAAUCUUUUUCAGCACGGAAACCUACUGUCAUAAAUGUUACAAUCGAUCCAUAUGCGGGUGCAGAAAGUGGAAGAAUGCAGCACAAAAACUGA